GACAGAAAAGUACAUGCUUGCAAAAAAACGAUUGGAUGAAUGGGGCCCACAGAUUGAUGAGAUUUUAUCUGAUGCAAAAAAUGAAAUCAGACAAAGAUUUGGAGAAAAACUUUACCAGAAAAAAGGACGCCAAGGAAGUGACUUCAAAAAAAAGUUACCGCCGGAUGGUUUUCGAGCAAUUGUGAGAUGGGGACAUAAUGGGAUUCCAACCGGACAAUGGGCUAAUAACUUUAGCUCAUACCUUGGAUGCUUGAUACGGAGGAGUGAUAAUGUGAAUCCUUAUUACGAGGCUUGGGAGCAGCCAUUUCAUGUCCUGGAGAGUAUAUAUCGAGAUUGUUGGAGAUAUUUCAACAUCGAAGACAAUCCCGUAGGGUGGGAAUUUUUAUUUGGAUACCAGGGAAAGUUCAAGCAUUCUCUUCGGGAGUGGAGACACGAGAUAAAGAAGAAAUGCUUUGAUUGUUUCACUCACAACUGGGAGAGGAUAUACAAGCGAGAUAAGAGGGUUGAGCCUGAGCACUUAGCUGCACUUAUAAUAUUGUGGGGCCAAGAGGAGCACCAGGAAAAAUGUAGGAGAAAUAAACUUAAUCGAUGGAAAAAAGAUUAUGAUCAUCAUACGGGGACUACUUCAUUUGCCCAGAUUGAGGAUCAAUUUUGUAGGACAACGAACGCUCCCUUUAUCCCACUACCAGAACUGCACAGGAGAACGAUGGUUCAAUUUAAGAAGGGGUAUGAUGACGAUGAGAAUAAAAAACAAAAGCUAGAAUUGGCCAAGAAAAUGCAGGUUAACUAAUUAUCUUAGCUCUU
Asparagus officinalis (garden asparagus) is the source of this 804-nucleotide messenger RNA. RefSeq lists its product as uncharacterized. The record is from RefSeq and is a predicted model, not a curated record. NCBI's taxonomy places the organism in Eukaryota, Viridiplantae, Streptophyta, Magnoliopsida, Asparagales, Asparagaceae. The transcript is spliced from 5 exons. Bases 14 to 790 code for a protein of 258 amino acids.